This is a messenger RNA of Engraulis encrasicolus (European anchovy), 5903 nucleotides long. It is a transcript of the gene ercc6l2, whose product is annotated as excision repair cross-complementation group 6-like 2. Bases 263 to 5395 code for a protein of 1710 amino acids. Lineage: Eukaryota; Metazoa; Chordata; Actinopteri; Clupeiformes; Engraulidae. Gene Ontology annotation, molecular function: ATP binding; ATP-dependent chromatin remodeler activity. The transcript has 19 exons. The record is from RefSeq and is a predicted model, not a curated record.
AAAUUAAACAGACUCGCCCGGUUAUCAUUUAGGAAAUAUGCCCGGACAUAUCACCAAGACCCAUUGGUUUGCUUUACGCCUGCAUGGUCUUUGGGAAGACCGUAUUUUCUAACCACUUGUCUGGUGCUACAUUACAGAAGCUACAGUGACAUGCUGGACACAGCUCAUUUUUUUAACUGGUGACGUCUCCUUGUCAAAUUAAACUUAAUGAUGGACGAUCAAACGUAGAUAUCUUGAUGCGGAGACAAAACAUUUCGCAACUAUGUCGGGUAAACAUGAAGACCAAAAGGAAGACAAAAACAAAUGCAGUCCUAUUGCUACUUCACGUGCCAGAGAGAAACCCCUUUUCCACCUCAGCCACACGCCACCUGGAGCAUCAGUGUCAUAUGCACUUUCCAAGUAUCUGCAAAUACCUUACACGAUAAACAGGUACCUGCGGGACUAUCAGCGAGAAGGGGCGCAGUUUUUAUUUGACAACUACAUGAAGUCGAGAGGAUGCGUCCUUGGUGAUGACAUGGGCCUUGGGAAAACCGUGCAGGUGAUCAGCUUCUUGGCUGCUGUGCUGCGGAAAACGGGAACAUAUGAAGAUGCCGAGAAGAAUGUACCACACUUCUUAUUGUCCCAGAAGUCUGCAGAGAAAAACAAAGUGAAGAAGGUGUACCUGAUAAUAGCCCCACUCUCUCUGCUUUACAACUGGAAAGAUGAGCUGGACACAUGGGGCUACUUUAAAGUGGCCAUCUUGCACGGCGCUGAGAAGAGGGACGAACUGGCCCGUGUGAAGAAAGGAAGGGUUGAGAUAGCGCUAACCACUUAUGAGACGUUUCGCCUCUCCCUCGAUGACUUCAACAGUGUUAACUGGGCCGCCGUAAUCGUGGACGAGGCACACAAGAUAAAGAACUGGAAGUCUCAGAUCACCAAGGCCAUGAAGAAGAUGAGGUGCAAAGUGCGAGUGGGCCUGACGGGAACUAUACUGCAGAAUAACCUGGAGGAACUCUACUGUGUCAUGGACUGGGCCAUCCCGUGGUGCCUCGGGGGCUUCCGGCAGUUCAAGAAGAACUUUGCGGAGCCCAUCGAGCACGGGCAGAAGCACAGCGUGACCAAGCGGACCCUGGCGGUGGGCAGGCAGGCCGUGCAGCAGCUGGCCCAGAGGCUCUCGGGGAAGUUCCUCAGGAGGACCAAGGCCCUCAUCAGGGACCAGAUGCCUGCCAAAGACGACAGGGUGGUGUACUGCUCUCUGACGGAGUUUCAGCAGGCCGUCUACAUCUCUGUGCUGGAGUGCGAUGACGUGCAGCUGCUGAUGACGAGUGGCCAGCGGUGCCCCUGUGGGAGCGGAGAGCCCCGCAAGAAGUGCUGCUUCACGACAAAUGCCAAAGGAAUUCGUGUGCGAGAUCUAUACUUCAGUUACCUGGCCAUUCUAAGAAAGGUUGCCAACCAUGUUGCCUUGCUCCAGUCCACAGAAGGCACAAGCAAGAAACAGGAGCAGUAUAUCCGUGGUGUUUGUGAGAAGGUGUUCCAGAAGUUUCCAGAGUUCGUGGCUCGGUUCAAAGGAGCCUUCUUUGAGGCCAUGUCCGAUCCCAUGUACAGUGGAAAGAUGAGGGUUCUACAGAAGCUCCUCCGGCACUUUUUUGAGAAGAAGGACAAAGUGCUGCUGUUCUCUCUGUCCACUAAGUUGCUGGAUGUGCUGGAGAGCUACUGCAUGGCCGAGGGGCUGGAGUACCUCCGUCUGGACGGCACUACCAAGGCCAAGGAGAGGAUGGCCAUUGUCAAGGAGUUCAACGGCUCCAAGAACGUCAACCUGUGCCUGGUAUCUACCAUGGCUGGUGGACUCGGCCUUAACUUUGUGGGUGCAAACGUUGUCAUUCUUUUUGACCCGACAUGGAAUCCUGCCAACGACCUCCAGGCUAUCGACCGUGUGUAUCGCAUUGGCCAAUGCCGGGAUGUGACAGUGUUCAGGCUCAUCUCGCUGGGCACUGUGGAGGAGGUAAUUUACCUGCGACAGGUGUACAAGCAGCAACUACAGUCGUCUGUAGUAGGUCGGGAGAACUCUCGGCGCUACUUCGAGGCGGUGCAGGGCAAGGCCAGCGUGGGCCAGGCAGGGGAGCUCUUCGGCCUGCGCAACCUCUUCCGCCUGCAGCUGGACGGGACCUGCCUCACCCAGCGCAUCCUGGAGCGUGAAGGUCAAAUAGAAGCAGGUGUGAUGACCGCGAAAACCCAGGCAGCUGAGGACAAGCCUACUGCUGGCCAGAAGAGUGGUGGAGCAGAUGGGCCUGGCGCGGAGGAGCCUCCCACAGCAGAGCAGCCUUCCAGCAGCAGCAGCAAGGACGCUCCAGGAGGAGUGCUGGACUUCAGUAGCGAGGAGGAGGAGGACGGUGGGGAGGAAAAGGGUGGACAGGCAGCAGCAGCUGGUCCUUCCUCCUCCAGGGCGUCCACCUCAGCCGACCCAGACGGGGCCCAGACUGGCAGCAAGUUCUCGCCCAGCAAGGGCUGUCGUAUGGGGAACUUCACCGAGCUCUUCAUGCAGAACCUGGGACGCACAGACGUGAGAGGGACCAGCUCCAUCAGCUCCACCAACUCAGGUGAUGGCGGAUCUAAAGAUGAAGAGGAGAGGAGAGGUGAUGCAGCAGGACCCUCCAGGAGUACUGCCGGCCGUGGUGGUGCUGGUGGCCGUCAGGUGGUGAAAGAUGAUCCUGAGGAGCUGUCUGAGCUGUCGGACGACGCUGUUGCAGAGCUGGAGGAGAUCGAACAGAGCCUCAGCUCCUCGGCGACAUCCACACCAACCAAAUCGCCGCUGGCGGCGCACAAGAGACCGCAGGAAACUGCAAAGAGGCGCUCAUUAGCAGGGUCCUCGAGGACGACUACAGGUGGCCGUCAGGUGGUGAAAGAUGAUCCAGAGGAGCUGUCUGACCUGUCGGACGACGCUGUUGCAGAGCUGGAGGAGAUCGAACAGAGCCUCAGCUCCUCAGCGACAUCCACACCAACCAAAUCACCGCUGGCGAUGCACAAGAGACCGCAGAAAACGAUAAAGAGAUGCACAGCAGCAGGGCCCUCGAGGUCUACUCCUGGUGGUGGUCAGGUGGCAAAAGUCGACCCUGAGGAGCUGUCUCAGCUUUCAGAGGGUGCUGUUGCAGAGCUGGAGGAGAUCGAACAGAGCCUCAGUUCAUCAGCAACAUCGACACCAACCAAAUCGCCGCUGGCGGUGCACAAGAGACCGCAGGAAACCACAAAGAGAUGCACAGCAGCAGGAAAAGAGAAGCAAGUGGAUGUUAUUAUGGAGACGGACGAGGAAGAUCUACCAGGAAGGUUUUCCAGUGAGGAGUCUGAGGACUUGCUCGCUGCUCCUCGCUCCACCACCUCUCUGAAACCUCACCAGACCAAGAAAGAUCUCAGCAGCACCACCAGUGAGAGAGAAGUCGUGACCAAGAAGAUGCAAAAGGUGCUAACGGACGAGGUGAUGGACAGCCUCAGCUCAGAUGAAGAUGAUUGUGUUGUGACCAGAGAAGGUCUGGUGACCACACUGAAGAGGAAGAGCUCUGGGGGCCAGGAAAGUGUUUGUUUUGUCACAACGAAGGACAAGGAUGGACCUCAACAGACCAGCACAAGCAGCAGACCCAGACAAGGUGGUGGAGCCCCACCAUUGGGAACCAUUGACGCACUCUUAGGUGGGCUGAAUGAGGUGAGCUACACACACUCCAACCAGAGGGUGGUUGGCUCCAGCCGGGCUGAGAAUUUUAUCAGUAAGGCGGCCGCCAGAGAUGUGUUUGAGCGGCAAGGCUUCUCGCAGCUGCCCGCACACAUGCUACUCGAGUCGCAAGAGACUCUGCCUGCACCUCCGCCUGCUCCUUCAUCGUCGGCCGCGUCACGUUCGGACCGUGUGGUUAAAGAACAGAAGCCACCCUUGCCUCCGCAGGUUACAGGCGAAGACCCAGAGGCCUCCCGCAUGUCCCACCCCGUCACACACACCCUGAAGGCCAGGCACUACGUCCGCAACAGCACCGUCAUCAUCGGAGACACGCCCAACAUGAUACGCAAGAGCCACUUCAAAUUGAUGGCAGAGUUCUUCGGCGCGGCUUCAGCGCAGGCGUUUGCUGAUGAGAUCCUCAAGUGCUCGUCGGAGCAGAGGCAGAGGAUGCUCAGGCAGUACUACAGCCAGCAGAAUCCGGACCUGACCGAGGUCUUGACGCAGCUCUUUCCAGAGCCUGCAUCAACAAAGCCUGUGAGCGGAAUGCCAGCAGCUGCGACUGCCGCUGGUCCAUCCUCCUCCACCACCACCUUGGCAGCUUCAAGACCAGCAACUGCUGCUCGUCGUUCCUUCUCCUCCACCACUUCUGCAGCUUUGAAACCAGUAACUAUUACUGGUCGCUCUGCUACCUCCACUACCACCUCAACAUCUACAGUUUUCAAACCAUCAGUAGUUGGCUGUCAUUCAACUUCCUCCUCCUCCACUUCCUCCUCCUCCUCCUCCUCAACAUCUGCAGUUACAAAACCGUCAGCUGUUGCCUUUCGUUCCUCCACCCCCUCAUCCUCUACUGCUUCCUCACCAUUGAUUGUUAACCACCCUCCUCCUUUGUCCUCCACCACUUCCCCCUCUUCUUCCUCUUUGUCCUCUUCAUCCAAGCUGAUAGCGAAGAAAGCCUUAAAGUUUGCACAAACUGAACAUGCUCCCAAACGACACGUUUCUUUUGCUUCAGAUGGCAUGGAGGAAAGUAGUGCAGGGAAAAAGCGUAAAACACUAAGUCCCCCCUCAACUUCCACUAGGAAGUCUGGUCAGACUGAUGCAUUAUCAUCUGCUGCGGUGUCUGAGGAGGAGCGAAAAAUCAACGUCCCCAGAAGAAGUCCCAUCCAGAGUUCCCAUCACGUGGAACCCAACGAUGACCCUCCACCGUGUACUGAGACUAGGAGAAGUGAUGCCGCUGCAGCAUUCACUGAAGGGAACCAACGUGAGGAUUUACAAGUUCCCUCUAAACGUCCAUGGACAGACGCCCGGCAGAGGAAGAGCCCAUCACCAUCACCACCACACUCCAGCAGCAACUCCCUCCUCACAGAUCUGCUAGGAGACACGUCCAUAUUGGACCAUCUCUUCAAACCCAAACGCAAAAAUGUCGAUAGUACAAAUACUGAGCGCCUUGGUCUGCUGCCACCAUCUACCUCCUCGUGCUCCUCAAGCUCUCCCGGCGUCUCCCACCAGGUGGAGAGGAAGGCCAAGGGGAAGAGCAAAGACCUCUGGGAUAUCUUGAGCGAGGGCAAUGAGGAGAGCAUCAACAAACUGACUGAUCUGACUCAGAUUGAGAAGAUGUGCUCUGUCAGCACCAGUCCUGUCAAGAGGGACAGCCAGGGAGGCACUGACUCCCCACUUUGGAGAAAGAAUGAAAAGUUCCUUUGGAAGAAACAGGACUGAUUUUUUUUAUUUGGUUAGAGAUGAAGAAUGAAAAGUUCUUUUGGAAGUAACACGACUGUGUUUUUUAUUCUAAGAUCAAGAAACUCAAGUUCAUUUAGAAGACAGAGGGCUGAUUUUUAUUUUAAGAUCAAGAAUGUAAAGUUCCUUCAGAAGACUGAUUUUUCAUUUGAAGAUCGAGAAUGUUAAGUUCCUUUAGAAGACAGAGGACUGAUUUUUGUUCAUCUUAAUAUCAAGAAUGUAGAGUUGCCCCUUUUGUGAAAAUGGUGACAUUUCUUUUAAAAAGAGGCCUUCUGUUGUUAAGCUUAAUUUAAUUAGCAGCUGGCUUUACUUGAAUUUAUAGCUUUUUAAAAUGGGAUAUUUAUAAUCAGUUUUUUAUUACUUGACAAUGUUACCAUUUCACAUUUUGGGUUACACCUUGUUACACUAUGUGAGAAAAUCGUAUUGUAUUGCACUGUGUAAUUUGCACAUGAUCGCUUUUAUUAAAAGAAUGAUUUUUUCAUGCUCAUCA